AUGAAGCAGCGUAACUGUACCGUGAUGACUCCGAAUGAAUUUCGAGGUUUGAUUCGUUCGGGAGAGUUUCGAAACAACACGUCUGGUUAUUGUGAAGGAUAUAUUCAAGCAAAUCUGGUGAUUCUUCCCCAAAAAUUUGCAGAUGAAUUUGAACAAUUUUGUAAGCUAAAUCAUGCACCAUGUCCUAUUCUUGAAAAAUUGCCACCUGGAGAAAUUAAACCAAAAUUACUAGUUCAUGAGGAAAAUGAGUGUGACAUUCGGAAAGAUAUUCCAAAAUAUAGAGUUUAUAAGAACGGAGUCUUAUUUGAGGAAACGAGUGACAUUAGCUCGUAUUGGAGAGAUGAUUUGGUCACUUUUUUGAUUGGAUGUAGUUUUUCAUUUGAAAAAGCGUUGCAACAGAAUGGUAUUGAAGUACGAAAUAUCACAGAACACAAAAAUGUGUCCAUGUAUAACACCAAUAUUAUUUGCAAAACGAGCAAUGAAUUUAAAUAUCUCAAUAGAAAACCAAUUCCAAUGGUCGUUUCCAUGAGACCCAUUCCAAAAGAUAAGGUGGAUUUGGCAGUGAAAAUUACAGAACAGUUCACAACCACCCAUGGAGGUCCAGUUCAUUGUGGUGACCCCAAAGAAAUUGGUAUUUCAGAUUUGAAUCGAGUAGAUUAUGGAGAAAGUGUCACUGUUCACGAAGGAGAAAUUCCCUGCUUUUGGGCCUGUAAGUUGUACUAA
This is a messenger RNA of Naegleria lovaniensis, 723 nucleotides long. RefSeq lists its product as uncharacterized. The record is from RefSeq and is a predicted model, not a curated record. Gene Ontology annotation, molecular function: D-glutamate cyclase activity. Bases 1 to 723 code for a protein of 240 amino acids. NCBI's taxonomy places the organism in Eukaryota, Heterolobosea, Eutetramitea, Acrasida, Naegleriidae. Gene Ontology annotation, biological process: glutamate metabolic process. The transcript has 4 exons.